CAUACAUUCCAAGUGGUUGGUCUUCAGCAUUCCACUUGUCCUUUUCUCUGCUGCUAUGUUGAAACUUUGCACCAGAAUUGCUGACCACGAAAACGUGAUGACCAGAAGCAUCUCAAAAUCAAAAUCUGAUCAAUUUGGUUUCUGCGAAGAAAUGUCGAACUUUCGGAAUAGAUCUGUAUAAAAAGUCCCCUUUUGUAAUCUCCUCCUUGUAAGAUAAUCGGAAAGGAAGGGCUCAGCCAACAUAGACAUGGGCAACUGCAGCAGCUUCAGUCUUCCAAAAUGGAUAUUCGGUGAUCUGCUCAGCAAUGGCAUGGUUUCCAUUGAAGAGGAUGGAACUCAUGACGGCAUAAAGACGAUCCGGAUUCAGAAAGCCUGUGAGUUCACAGCCAGCUCUGUGCUCUGUGUCUGCAUUAUCACAUGGAACAUGAACGGCAAGAUGUCUGUGCAGGACAUAAGAAAGCUGGUGAGCUCCACCAGGAAGUUCGACUUGCUGGUUGUUGGGCUGCAAGAAGUCCCGAAAUGCGGCGUCGAACAGGUUCUGCAAGAAGCCAUGGCUGAUACACACAUCUUGUUAUGCCAGAAAGCCAUGCAGUCUAUUCAGAUGUUUCUUUUCGGGGCAAAGAGUUCGGAAGCGUACAUCAAAGAAAUGAAGGUGGAUAAACAUGCGGUUGGAGGCUGCGGUGGCGUAAUUGGGAGGAAGAAAGGAGCUGUGGCCAUGUACAUAAAUUUCAGUGGCAUCCGGAUGGUGUUUGUGUCCUGCCAUCUUGCAGCUCAUGAACACAAGGUGGAGAAGAGGAACUCUGAAUGCCGGCAUAUUUCGCACUCGCUGUUCUCCAAGAAUGACAUACAUUAUGCCAAAUCUGCCGACAUAACAGUGUGGCUCGGUGACUUGAAUUACAGAUUAGAAGGAAUAAGCUCGAUGCCAGCAAGGAAGAUGAUCGAGGAGAAUCGCCAAAGUAAGCUAAGAGACAGAGACCAGCUGCUGCAAGAAGCCGAGAAGGGUCAAGUGUUCAAUGGGUACUGCGAAGGGACCUUGUCUUUUAAGCCGACAUACAAAUAUAAUGUCGGAAGUAGCAACUACGACUCAAGUUACAAGAUCAGAGUGCCAUCUUGGACAGAUAGGAUAUUGUUCAAGGUUGACCAUUCUUCUGGCUUGGAUGCGGUCUUAAGUUCAUAUGAAGCACUUGAUUGUGUUAGCAGCUCUGAUCACAAGCCUGUGAAAGCUCAUCUCUGUCUGAAAGUACGUGGUGGCAAUACAUAGAUUUAUGUUACAAUUGACAAUCACAAGUAUAUUUAGGUGACUUAUUUUUUUGUAACAACAAUUGUAAAGGCAAAUAGCACAGAUCAUUAUCUGUCCUCUUAAAAUGAUUUCGCUAGAUGUAAUUUGGUAAAGUCAAAAUGUCAACCGUGUAUUCAUGUUGUUGUGUACCUCUCAUGAUGUUAUAUGGUGACGCGGUUUUUUCGAACCGGUAGGCAGGUGUUCUACAAACAA
This is a messenger RNA of Aegilops tauschii subsp. strangulata, 1492 nucleotides long. RefSeq names its product type IV inositol polyphosphate 5-phosphatase 11. Gene Ontology annotation, biological process: response to salt stress; response to jasmonic acid; phosphatidylinositol dephosphorylation. The record is from RefSeq and is a predicted model, not a curated record. NCBI's taxonomy places the organism in Eukaryota, Viridiplantae, Streptophyta, Magnoliopsida, Poales, Poaceae. Gene Ontology annotation, cellular component: plasma membrane. Gene Ontology annotation, molecular function: phosphatidylinositol-3,4,5-trisphosphate 5-phosphatase activity; phosphatidylinositol-3,5-bisphosphate 5-phosphatase activity; phosphatidylinositol-4,5-bisphosphate 5-phosphatase activity.